Radiomyces spectabilis is the source of this 735-nucleotide messenger RNA. RefSeq lists its product as uncharacterized. NCBI's taxonomy places the organism in Eukaryota, Fungi, Mucoromycota, Mucoromycetes, Mucorales, Radiomycetaceae. The transcript has a single exon. The coding region runs from base 1 to 735 and encodes 244 amino acids. The record is from RefSeq and is a predicted model, not a curated record.
AUGCUUCGAUUCAGCCGUUUAACAAAUGUGGUCAAGCCAUGCCAAUAUAUUGGACGACGAUCGGUAACGUCAGAAGCUUCGGCAUCAACGGCUGGCCGUAAAUAUGCCCCUGGUUUUGCCGCACCAGAAGGCAGCCGUGAAACUCCAAAGAUUGUCAAUAAGCGACGUAACCUGGCCAACUCUCUUCCUUCUCACAUGGGCAAAUCCGACGCAUCAAAGAAAACUUUUACCAGCCCCAAAAAGCAACAUCGUGAAGACUUGCGUUCUCUCCGUCAUCAAUAUGCUAGCGAAUUACUAGAAAAGCACGGUCGUCGAGAAGCCGCCGCGGCCACCAAGAAGGCUCAAAAUGAGGAACGAUUGCAGCAAUUGAAGGCCACUCUGGCCAAAGAGAAACACGAUGCUUUGGAACAUGAGGCCAAGGUGGUGCAUAUGUUGGAACUGGAUUUGGAAAAGGAAGAUGGCAAACACAUUGAUCGGGAGGCACAACGAGCGUUAAAUCGUGAACAUCACAUCGAAAAGCUGCGUGCAGCACGACGAAAGCACCUUGUUCAACUGUAUGCUUCGAGUGAAUCCUUUGUUACAUUAGAAAAUGUCGAUCAACGAGUAGACGAUAUCUUGAAACAGAAGCUCGGUCCUUACUCAAAGACGCUCGACGACAUGAUGAUGACACCCGACGCCGAUGCCACUGAAAUUGAAAGCAGAAAAGCCCAAUUGAAGGAAGUCAUGGGACUUUAA